This is a messenger RNA of Amoebophrya sp. A120, 4523 nucleotides long. Lineage: Eukaryota; Dinophyceae; Syndiniales; Amoebophryaceae. The record is from the annotation of a GenBank genome assembly.
CUUCAUCUCAAGCUGGUGGUGCUGCGACUACAGGAGGCGGCCUGUUCGGACACAGUUCCAGCACCACCCGGGACGAGCUGCUCAACGAGCAGGGGCCGAACCUCUCGAACAGCCGGAAGAUCCGGGAGUGGCAGCUGCGCGACCCGGCCCGGCACCUGUACAUCGGGCGUCCCUCGAUUUGGGGAAAUCCUUUCAGACUCGGCGGUCACAACGGCGACGACCGAUUUGUCGUGAUUGAAAAGUACGAGCAUUAUUUACUGUAUCAGCACCCCGACAUUCUCCAGCAUUUAGAUAACCUCCGGGGAAAAGUUUUAGGCUGCUGGUGCCACCCGGAGCCCUGUCACGCGCACGUGCUGCAGAAACUGUACAUUAAACGGCAAAAAGCGAUGAAAGAACGGAGUUGCAUGAGCAACAUCUACACCACGAACCCGUUUUUGUUCAAGAACGGCCGCUACGGCGCGGGGCCCACGUCUGGGGGGUGUUUCAACACGACAUUUGACCCGUUGUUGCCGCUCAGAACCGGGGGCUGCAACGUCUACGUCGGCAUGGGUGCAGCGGGGAAAAAACGGAAGUGGAACCGCAUGGCGAAGCAGGACGCGAAGAACAAAACCCACGACUUGAUAGACGAGAAAAACUCGGCGAUUGUGUCCACCAACACCAACUUCGAGACGGAAGCGCAACUCCGGCUAUUCAAGUACAAACUGGCGAAGGCGUUUCGCCACGACGCAGUCGGGCUGAAUAUGAAUUGCAAAAAUGUCUGGGUCUGGAAGAUUGCAACUUCUCAUGCUGUCUUUGGAUUCCAAAAAAAUCUGUAUUGCGUGACCAACAACAGGAGUCCAUUUUGUGUUACGCGGAGAGGACAUUUCUCAUGCGGAAUAGGCAUCAGGAAGCCCUCUAAAAAUCUGUGAUGCUAGAUCAUGCAUCACGUGCAUUAUGGCUCAUACAGAAUACGCAUCACAAAUCCCGGAAUCUUCCAGACCCAGACAUUUUUACAGUUGAUACUGAAGGAACUGUUGCAAAUGACGGCCAUGGCGAAGCAGGGGUUACCCUUGGUGAAUCAGUUCACGGUUGGGGUGCAUAUCAAAUGGAAAAAUGUCUGGGUCUGGAAACUUGUGAUGCAAGUCAGUCAAUAACAAAUGCACUGUAAUGGUAAUGCGCCGCCAAGCAAGAGAAGUUGCUUCGUGCUUCUGUGCCGCGUAUUCCGCAUGAGAAACUGCGUUUUUGCAUGACAGGCGAGAGAGGCUGUUUCUGGCCACGCAAUACAGAUUUUAGGGCCAUGCCAGAUCAUCAUGACAAAUCUCGCAAUCUUCCAGACCCAGACAUUUUUGCACUUGAUAGUGCAGAUUCUGCAGCAAAAUGGGCAGCUGAAAAACCGGGACAUCGGGCACAACAGCAGCUACAACAACACUAUCAAACCGCCCACAGUCCCGGCGAAGUUGAACCGCGCCAUAUUACCAUGAAAAAUGCCCCCACCCCCAAAGUUGCAAUACUUUGUGAUGCGAAGUUUCCAAAUGAAAACUUUUUGUCAUGCAUGAAAGGAGUAUGAAUCUUUGCGAUGCAGAGUCUAGGCGUAUAUAGCAGUGCUUGCAUGACAAGCGCCACUCUUGCUGGGAUCUGUUGCAAUACAAAUCUUCGCUAUUCACGAUUGGAAAUCUGUGAUGCUGCUAGAUGCAAGAGGGCGAGUGUUUCUGUUGGAAAGGUUUGCAAUGCAAAUGCUCCCAAGUUCGGGGGUGGGGGCGUUUUUCAUUGUGAUACGCCAGGAUCUGGCAACUGAUGAAACAGUGGAUGGGUAACUCUUGCGAGCAGUUCGGCUGUAUAUGAACUGCAAAAGUAUCGUGCUCGUACUAAUUGCAGUUAUGCAUGACAAAUUUCCUUUCCAAGGUAAAACAGCAUGACAAGUGGAGUUUUUCAUGCUGAGAAAAUUUGUAAUGCAAUUUAUACUAGUAUGAUGGUUUUGCAAUUCAUACUGUAGUACCUUUUACGAGCUGCCCGGUUGUACUGGUGGUUCCCCGGACGGGGCGGAAAGCAGUGGUCACCCAACUACUACGUGUACUACUUCCAGCAACCGUUCUUCUUCUGUUUUCUGUCCACAGGGCGGGUCUUCUUUUGGGAUGAUGAUGAAAAACGGAGGUUCCUGCUGGAGUUACCGCGCAUAUGAUGAAGUGGCGCAGCAGCAGGACAAGCACAACUCUGGUCGUCUUUGCAGUUACAACAAGCCUGGGCGAGUCGCGGAAGAAGUUCCGAGGCAACUCCUGCCCACUUCAAGUUCUUCUGCCGCGAAUAAAAUCAUGACCACCUCCGCAAAUGUUAAAACCGACACUGCGGGAGGCAGAGUGUUGAGUUCGGUUGAUGUUGCCCACGACGUCGUUAAUAGAGCUCCUACGAACAACAUCAAAGGGAUGUUAAACACCAAGGCGAACGCGACUACUAGCACAAGCAGUUCCACGUCCACCUGUGUGAUCCAGGAAAAUAACGUCAACUUGGUGGACGUCGAAGCUGCCGAAGAACGACAAAACAGCCGCAUCUGUCCGACUACCGCCAUGGACAUCCUCCGGAACCUGAACCUGGAUUUCCUAAGCCCUCAAGUCGUGCAGAAUUUGAGCGAAGAGCAGAAGCAGCAGAUCCGCGAAUUGCAGAAGGAACAAAGCAGAAACUCGAGGAUGUCAUCCUCGUCCAGUAUGUGUAACUCAUCUUGUUCCAGAGGAAGGAACUCAACACACAACUUAUCGGACGAAGCAGCGGCCGCCCAGCGGAUGGAGCAGGCGGUGAAGAGAUAUCAACUGCAAAAAUGUCUGGGUCUGGAAGAAUGCAGCUUGUCAUGCUAAAUCUGAAGCAUGCAAAAAUCUGUGUUGCGUGAUUACCAAAAGUCAUCCAGUUUUGGCUAAGUCGGGAGGGAGUUUCUCGUGCAGGAUAGGCAUGAGAGAGAUCGCAAAGAAUCUGUCACGCUAGGUCCUGCAUUCCAGGCCUCGUGGGUCAUGGAAAAGCUGCAUGACAAGUCGCGCACUCUUCCAGACCCAGACAUUUUUGCAUUUGAUAAGAGAGCGAGUGCGACGAUGAUGAACAGAACAGCUACAAACAUGAUGCCACUCUCACCGGGGCCGGUUCCUUCAAGUACUGCUGCAGAAUUAGGUGGAGCUCAACCUCGUGCAGUGACAGUUGUACUAGGUGGUGAACAGCCUCCAGCAGCAGGAACAAAUAUGACUAAGGCAACGGGCAAGUACAAGAAAAACAAAGAGCACGAAAUCACGAAAAUGGGGCUGAUGAACCCUACCUACGCGCUAGAACAACAACAGGAGAUGAUGAAAAUGGCUGCGUCGGGCGGCGCGACCACAGUGUUGCCUCUUGGAAAUGAAUUCUCACAAGAAAGCCACCAGGUGGACCAGCUUGAGGUUUACUCUUGCAACGGGCAGGAGGACUCGGGUCUUUUGGACGAUAGUCAUAGUAGUAGUGCCCUGGAUAUUAGCAAUGCCACAAUUUUUACGCCUGCUGCGGGACCACGAACAUCAAAUGGAGUUGUGAAAAAUGUGCAAGCUCCUGGUGUCGAGCAGGCGAUGAACAAGGAAAUACUAGAACAAGACAAAAUGUUAACCGGUUCUACUACUAGUAGCUACAAUCCGCCCUACGGCGCUCCACUAAGAUUAAGACGGAUCCAGCAAAUCCGGGGGCCAGUUGGUCGGGACCCACCAGGAAGUGCAGGUUCGGCUGGCUCAUCAUUAUCAUCAGCAACAUCUCCCAGCGACGAGGAGGAGAACAACAACUUCGCUCAUGAAAGUAGAAACUCUGUUGCAGCGAGCCAAGAUGUUGGUGAACAUCACGGCUCUACUGUAGCUCUGAAGCGGCGUUCUUCUUCAGAUAAAGAUUUUGGACCGGCGACACAACAACUUCGCACCUCUGCCGCAAUGGAAUUAUACUACGAGGACGAUGUUGAUGACCUCCACUUUGAUCAACGUUACUUCAUGGCGAGGAACAGCAGGACGAGCGGGGAAGAUGAUGACCACACUAGUGGAGUUCUUGCCCGUCGAAGAUCUACUUCCCAUCAUGAUUCCAUCGCUUCUAGUUCUAGGUCCUCCACUACAACUUCUUCGGGCACCACCCGAAAUAGACGAACUACGGGCGGAACAACAACUACAAGACCAGCACACAUAAAUCCUCCCACUACCACUUUCGCCUCCCAGUACUUUUCGAACGUGACUACCGACGCGACCAAGUACAUGAACAAAGCGUUGAGCUUCUUCUCCGACUCCGUUUUAAGUAAUUCCUUUACCUGGAAGCAAGUGCAAAAGCUGAAAGGCGACGUUGAGAAAGAGGAGAAUGCGACUCAAGAUAAAGAACCUCUACCGGGGCAAGAAUCUAGGAGAUCCUCCUUGAACAUGAACGCUGGUGGAGCUGCAGAGGUGGACGAGCAGCCUGUUGGUGCAAUGCCAAUGGGAGUGCGCUACGCAGGACAUCGGGGCGCGGGAGGAGUUCUUCAUCUUGCGCCGCGUCAAUCAUACGUUGCAGACGAUUUCGAUCCGGUGGAUUAA